AUGAAGAAUAGUAAGGUGGCCGUUUUCGUGAAGCAUGUUGUUUCAGUGUUGAGCGCUCUGGCCAAGUCCAAAUCCGUCGCCAUUAGAGACAAAACCGGAGCCAUGAAAGCUAAAAUCAUGCUCUUCUCCUUGAUGAAGAGCAGGAAGCUGUCUCUGCAAGGCCGCCUCGGCCUCGGAGCCAUCUCUCACAAGAUCCACGCCUUGCUCGCGCAACACGCGCACGACGACGGCGACGCCGAGGAGGAGGCGGCGGCGCUGGCAGCCAAGGACGUCGCCGCCGUAAUCUCCAACAGAAACGCCGCAACCGCCUCCGAGAGCACUCACAUUGAGGCGGAGACGAUGAGCGGACAAUACCUGAUUGAUCAAUACAGUUAUGACGACGACGACGAUGAUAACGAUAAGUAUCCGGAUCUCCGGCACUCGCUGUUCGAUGAGGAAGAGGAAGAGGAGGAGGACGAUCCGAACGCGUCGGUGAUCGAGAUGGUUCGGAGUUCGAAGGAAGACGAAGGCGAGAUGUUCCGCCUGGAAGACGAGAUCGACCACGUCGCCGAUUUGUUCAUCCAGAAGUUCCAUAAACGGAUGCGGUUGCAGAAGCUCGAGUCGUUCAAGAGGCUUCAGGAGAUGAUUCAGAGAAGUGCAUGA
This is a messenger RNA of Ipomoea nil (Japanese morning glory), 642 nucleotides long. RefSeq lists its product as uncharacterized. The coding region runs from base 1 to 642 and encodes 213 amino acids. The transcript has a single exon. NCBI's taxonomy places the organism in Eukaryota, Viridiplantae, Streptophyta, Magnoliopsida, Solanales, Convolvulaceae. The record is from RefSeq and is a predicted model, not a curated record.